CUUAACCCGCGCGCGGGGGCGCCCGGGCCACUGGGUUCCGCAGAGCGAGCUAGUGGUCAGUGCAAAGCCGGAGCCGCGCGCGUCCAGACCCGAGGCCGACGCCAGCACGCCGGCAUGGCCCCCGCAGCGGCGUCGGGUGGCAGUACCCUGCCCAGCGGCUUCGCGGUCUUCACCACCUUCCCGGACCUGCUUUUCAUCUUAGAGUUUGUGAGUCGCCGGCGCGCCCGCGCCUGUGCUAGGGAAGGGGCGGAAUGGUGGUGGCUGCGCGGGUCCCCGGAGAACCUGGGUAGCGAGGCCACAGUCUUUGGGGGCCUCGUGUGGAUCCUCAUUGCUUCGUCCCUGGUGCCCAUCCCCCUGGUCCAGGGCUGGGUGAUGUUUGUGUCUGUGUUCUGCUUCAUGGCCACCACAGCCCUGCUCAUCCUGUACAUAGUUGGUGCCCACGGCGGGGAGACUUCCUGGGUCACCCUGGAUGCAGCCUACCACUGUGUUGCUGCCCUGUUUUACCUCAGCGCCUCUGUCCUGGAAGCUUUGGCCACCAUCGGGAUGCAGGAGGGCUACACCUACAAACACUACCAUGAAAACAUCUCUGCUGUGGUGUUCUCCUACGUGGCCACUCUGCUGUACGUGGUCCAUGCGGUGUUUUCUUUAAUCAGAUGGAAGUCUUCGUAAAGCAGCAGAACUUUUGCCGCAAACCCCAGACGGUGUUAACUGAUCAGCCCGCCUUCCAGCGUAACAUUCUCGACGCAGAAACACUCUCGAUGCUGGAAAGAAGAAAACCAACAAACAAGCAAAAGCAACGCUCUGUUUCUUGUGGGUGUUAUGUUUACUCUCCUACAUGCCUUCAUGUCAGGGUUGGGGGCUUGCCACGUUUGACCUCCAACUACGAGCUGUCUUUCUAGAAUCAUUUCCUAUUUGGGAAAGGGGGAUGUGGGGGUGGGGAAAUGGGGAGUGUGACCACAAAACAAAGAUCCCCUGCUGACUCCCGGACCGGAUCUUUUGAACUGUCUUUUGGAAUUUUCCACAAGCCUCUUUGAGUUCUCGCCCCCCACCCCCCCGGGGCAUCCUUCCAAGACUUCAUGGAUAGUCUACCUGUCAUGGGGAGUAAAACUCACCCAACAAAUAUGUGCAGAUGUCCACGGUGGAAGAUGAUAAACCUUUGAAAUGCUUCAUAAAGUGCCUUUAUGUUCGAUA
Messenger RNA from Acinonyx jubatus (cheetah), 1191 nucleotides. It is a transcript of the gene MAL, whose product is annotated as mal, T cell differentiation protein. Gene Ontology annotation, biological process: myelination. The record is from RefSeq and is a predicted model, not a curated record. Gene Ontology annotation, molecular function: structural constituent of myelin sheath. The coding region runs from base 115 to 669 and encodes 184 amino acids. Lineage: Eukaryota; Metazoa; Chordata; Mammalia; Carnivora; Felidae. The transcript has 4 exons. Gene Ontology annotation, cellular component: membrane.